AUGAUCCUCGACUGGUGGCUGUCGCCCGAGCUCCAGCUGCGCCGUCCGGGUGCCUACUACCCCGAGUGGCGUCUGGACCGUCUCCUCAAGCGCAAGGCCGAGGAGGGCGUCCGCAUCUACAUCCAGGUCUACAAAGAGGUGAGCAUUGGCAACGAAGACAUCGCCUCUAUGCCGCUUGCGACGGCCGUCUCCUUCCCUCCGCGGGCAUCGCCACUGACACCCCGUGCACAGGUCACCGCGUCCAUGUCUCUGGGCUCGAAACACACAAAGCACGCCCUCGAGGACCUCCACGAAAACAUCGCGGUCAUGCGUCACCCCGACCACUCUGGAGGCGAGCUCGUGUACUACUUUUCCCACCACGAGAAGCUCUGUGUCGUUGACAACAAGAUGGCCGCCAUGGGUGGUCUCGAUGCCUGCUUCGGUCGCUGGGACACUCGUGACCACCCCCUGGCUGACGUCCACCCGACCGAGUUCCAGAAGGCCCUCUUCCCCGGCCAAGACUACAACAACUCGCGUAUCAUGGACUUCCAGAACGUCGAAAAGUACGCCUCGAACGAGCUGUGCAUCCAGGAGGCGACCCGUAUGCCCUGGCACGACACCUCGCUCACCAUUGUCGGCCCCGUGGUUGUGGACCUUGUUCAGCACUUCUGCGAGCGUUGGAACUUUGUCAAGGACCUCAAGUACAAGCACGACCACCGCAUGGAGUACCUCUCGCUUCCUGACCCGUGGCACGACGUCCACUCGGAGCAGGAGGCCGCCAAGAAGGAGAAGCAGGCUUUGUUCCGCGCCGAGCACCCCCACCUUUCCGAGUGGAAGGACCGCGGUCGCCGUAUGACCCACCCUUACCACUGGCCACCCUCCGAGGAGCCGCGUGCGCAGGAGCCCGUCGCCUGUGGCUCGUGCCGUGUCCAGGUUGUCCGUUCGGCUGCCGACUGGAGCCACGGCUGUCUCACUGAGAACAGUAUCCAGCAGGCAUACAUCGAGCUCAUCCGCGAGGCCAACCACUGCAUCUACAUUGAGAACCAGUUCUCUGACCCCGCAGUCGUCACCACUACCAAGGAGGGUGGUCCUAUCAAGAACCUCAUCGGUGCUGCCCUUGUCGAGCGUGUCCUCUCCGCCGCCAAGGACCGCCGCAAGUUUAAGAUCUACGUCCUCAUCCCCGAGGUUCCUGCCUUCCCCGGCGACAUCCAGGCUAGCUCUGGCCUCAAGGCUAUCAUGGAGGCACAGUACCGCUCCAUCAACCGUGGCGGCAACUCGAUCUUUGACAAGAUUCGCGAGGCCGGCCACGACCCGAACGAGUACAUCUCCUUCUGGAACCUGCGCAGCUACGACCGUAUCAACGCUCCCCAGGGCGCCAUCAAGAAGAUGGAGGCCGCGUCGGGUGUCAGCUUCCACGAGGCCCAGGUUGCGCUUGCGCGUCUCUAUGUCGGCGAGCCUGGCGGCGACAGCGCGGACGAGGACGAGGUCGUCUACAUUGAGAAGCCCCACGACCAGACCACGGCCGGCGACGCUACCAACCAGAAGAAGAAGACUGCCGAAGACUCUGUCAAGCUCCCCAGGACUAUCGGGGAUGCCCAGGAGAUUAUCGACAAGUUUACCCAGGCCGCUGUGCGCGACGACUCUGACAUUCCCGACAACAUUUGCCAGAACGCCAUGGAGAGCGGCCAGUCGAGCGCUGACGCCCCAUGGGCCGGCACCGAAGAGGAGGAGCGUAACUGCAUUGUGACCGAGCUCCUGUACAUCCACAGCAAGCUCAUGAUUGUGGAUGACCGCCGUGUCAUUGUCGGCAGUGCCAACCUGAACGACCGCAGCCAGAACGGCCACCACGACUCUGAGAUUGCCGUCAUCAUUGAGGACACGGAGAUGGUCGAGUCGACCAUGAACGGCCGCAAGUACAUGGCCUCCAAGGUCGCCACCUCGUGGCGCCGCUCCCUCAUGCGCGAGCACCUCGGCCUGAGCAUCCCGCAGGGCCCCAUUGGCCGCAACAACCAGCCCACAAACUGGAUGCGCGCCGCGCCCGUGUUGGCCGAGUACGACUAUGGCUCGCCCGACGACCUGCUCGUCGCCGACCCGCUCACGCAGGACUUUACGCGCCUGUGGAACGAGACGGCGCACACCAACCGCGUCAUCUUUGACCGCAUCUUCCGCACCGUCCCCAACGACACGGUGCGCAACUGGAAGAGCUACCAGGAGUUUAUCGGGCGCAACGCCGGGGUCAAGGUCGGCCACGUCAUGAACAAUGACAUGUCGCUCGCCGAGAUCAAGCGCGAGCUCGCAAAGAUCAAGGGCCACGUCGUGGACAUGCCGAUCAACUUCCUCAUUGACGAAAAGUGGCUCACAGAGGGCGACUUUUUGAGCGUCAACCCCAUCACACUCGCCCUCUACAUCUAG
Messenger RNA from Apiotrichum porosum, 2391 nucleotides. RefSeq lists its product as uncharacterized. Gene Ontology annotation, biological process: intracellular signal transduction; phosphatidic acid biosynthetic process; cell motility. NCBI's taxonomy places the organism in Eukaryota, Fungi, Basidiomycota, Tremellomycetes, Trichosporonales, Trichosporonaceae. Gene Ontology annotation, molecular function: D-type glycerophospholipase activity. The record is from RefSeq and is a predicted model, not a curated record. The transcript has 17 exons. Bases 1 to 2391 code for a protein of 796 amino acids.